CGAAACUUUCAUUUUGCCUAUUGUUUAUUAUUUUUGUUUUAUUAAAAACAUUGAAUCUUGAUAUAAAAAAAUCAUUAUAUUAAAGUUAAAAAAAACUUGAAGCAUAAAAAUUAGGUCCAAUAAAUAACUCAUGCAAUGGAAAAACUGUGCAGGAUCUGCAGAACAUCAGAAUCUGUCGAUGAACUCAGUGAAUUUUACGAAGAUCCAAAAGUUCCUGUGGAUUUCUACUUCAUAACGGGAAUCAAGGUAAUCAGCAUCGACCCAUCCAAUCCAGCCCUCAUCUGCUCAACAUGCACCGACAACAUCAAAAUAUUCACAAAAUUCAAGCGGAAAGCACAAAAAUCUGAUGAAUUUUUCCACCUUCAGUUCCAAAAGUUUGAGAAAAAUUUCUGGCAAAAGCAAAAAUCUGAAAACUUUGGUCCGAAUCCGUUCAUCAAGCAGGAACCAGAGAUGCUGCACAGCAUAUCCUACUGGGCUGAUAUUGGGAACAUUGCACAUAAUAGCAUCAGCAAUUUAGAUUUUAUAGACGAAAGUGAGGAACAGUCUGGAUACUAUAAUGACGAAGGACAGGAUGAGGAGGAACUGAAUGACAUGGACAGAACUGAAUUUGUGGACAGCUUCACUGAAGAAAGCACAAAUUUUAUAAAAAUUGCAGGACCAAAAAGCAAAACCUUACAAAUGACCUCAAAAGACAUGAAACUAGAGUCUACAUCCCCAAAUCCAGCUCCAACAUCAUUCAGAAAAAAAUCCGUUCCUUGUAAGCUUUGCGGCAAGCAAAUCUCAUCCAGCACAUCGCUAAAACUUCACAUGAGUGUCGUUCACAACAAAGACAACAAAGUCUACAUAUGUAGUCACUGCCAAAAGAUUUUUAAGCACAUUUCCUAUGUCAAAAAGCAUGUUGAGAAUCAACACAACAUGUCGUACCUCAAAAGUCGGGAUGUAGUCAUCAAAAUUGUCAAAAACCGAGACAAAAGUCCUGUUAACUUUAAAGAGAAAACUCAAACUUUCAAUACAGAACUUUUUGGCGAUAAAGCCACAAAAAAUUGCAACAUUUGCGCACGUGAAUUUUCAUCAACCAGAAGUUGCCGUGACCAUAUGGUUAUCGCUCAUGGAGCAGGUAAAGAAGUUUAUGUCUGUAAGCUAUGCGAUAAUCGAUUCAAGCUUAAAGACUACUUAGCAAGGCACAUGAAGAACCAGCAUGGAACUGCACCAGAUGAUGACAAUCAUUCGAUCCACGAAAAUGAAGAUGUUGAGGAACAAUACGAAGAAAUAGAUAAAGACAUUGUAGACAUCGCAAGACCACAGACUAGAACUGCUGAUAAUUAUUGUGCCGAAUGUGAUAAAAACUUCUGCAGCACUCGAUCGUAUUCAGAACACAUGAAAAUAAAGCACAAGUCUGAUAAUAAAAUUUACAUUUGUAAGUUCUGCAAUGAUAAGUUUAUAGUGACAAGUUACUUGAAGAAGCAUGUCAAGAAGGUUCAUAAUCACACGCUAAAGCCACAUGAGAUAAUUGUGAAGAGAAAAAAUGAGACUGGCGGGAAGAAAAUUAAGAUUAAAAAGGAAUUGAGGAGCAGAGUGACGGAGACACAAAGUUUGUCAGAUGAGAUUGUCAAUGCUAUGCAAAGUUGAGCUGCAAAUUUGAAAAACACAAGUCAGAGGAACUCUGACAUUGUGUUGGACUCAAAUCGCGAGAGUUAUGCUAGCUUGGUGCCAGAUUUGAUUAACCGAGUUGUGCUACUCGGCCGUAUAAUUUAUAAAUAAAUAUUUGAUGAAAUUCAAGAUAUUUUUCUUAAGUAAAUGAUCAAAUUAUUUUUUUAAGGAAGUCUAAAAACCAAAGGAAGGAUCGAGGGGCUUAUCGACAAAUUGUUUUCAGGGGGAUUGAAUUAUUUUAUCUAUAGACGGGAAUUUUUAAGGCUUGGGAGUGUUGUUUUGAGAUUUUCUUGUCUUAAAAAACAAUUGAAAAUUGAAGAAAUGUAUUGACACAGUUGGAUCUCAAACUCCCCCUUUUCUGACUGCACCCAUGGAGUGGUCUUGGUUGCUUCAAAUUAUAAAGCAGCUAAGCAAAGUUGUAUUGCUGAAAAAGUCG
Molecule: messenger RNA, 2086 nt
Organism: Chironomus riparius
Lineage: Eukaryota; Metazoa; Arthropoda; Insecta; Diptera; Chironomidae
Source: the annotation of a GenBank genome assembly